This is a messenger RNA of Cheilinus undulatus (humphead wrasse), 3299 nucleotides long. RefSeq names its product DnaJ (Hsp40) homolog, subfamily C, member 10 (gene dnajc10). The transcript has 25 exons. Bases 103 to 2463 code for a protein of 786 amino acids. NCBI's taxonomy places the organism in Eukaryota, Metazoa, Chordata, Actinopteri, Labriformes, Labridae. The record is from RefSeq and is a predicted model, not a curated record.
GUUGUACUUGAUGCCGGUCUCAGCCGGAUCCUGAUGCGGAUCCUCAGACUUUGCGAAGUUUAGACACGUCUAAGUUACUGGUCAUCACUGGGAGGACUGGUGAUGGGGCAUUGUCCUGUCCGUCUCAUGCUGCGGCUGCUGCUGCUCAUUGCCCUGCUGGUGGCUGUUUGGGCGGAGGGCCGGGAUUUUUACAAACUGCUGGGAGUGAGUCGGGAGGCAUCGACAAGGGAGAUUCGCCAGGCCUUCAAGAAGCUGGCGCUUACCAUGCACCCCGACAAAAACCCUGGCGAUCCGUCAGCACAUGAGAAUUUCCUGCAGGUGAAUCGAGCCUAUGAGGUUCUGAAGGACGAGGAUCUCAGGAAGAAAUAUGACAAAUACGGAGAGAAGGGAUUGGACGAGCAGCAGCAGGGUGGACGCUACGAGAGCUGGAGCUACUACAGAUACGAUUUUGGUAUCUAUGAUGAUGAUUUGGAGAUCAUCACAUUAGACAGUGGUGACUUUGAGGCAGCAGUGAACUCUGGAGAAAUCUGGUUCAUCAACUUCUAUUUCCCACGAUGCUCUCACUGCCACACUCUCGCUCCAACGUGGAGGGAGUUCGCCAAAGAGAUGGAUGGCGUGAUCCGGAUUGGAGCAGUGAACUGUGGAGAUAACAACCAUCUCUGCAGGAGGAAAGGCAUCAGCAGUUACCCUAGCCUGUUCAUAUUCAGAGCAGGACAGAGACCGGAGAAGUUUACUGAGGAGCGAACCAAAAACAACCUGGUCAGCUUCUCCAUGCAGUUCAUCCCGACGACCGUCACCGAGCUCUGGCAGGGAAAUGUGUUCAGCGAAAUCGAGUCAGCGUUUGCAUCUGGCAUCGGCUGGUUGAUCACCUUCUGCUCUGACACUGGCGAUUGCCUGGAGUCAAGAACGCGGCGGAAACUGGCGGGGAUGUUGGAUGGUUUAGUGAAGGUGGGAUGGAUGGACUGCAGCACACAGGAGCAGCUCUGUGAAAGUUUCCAGGUGACUACUGGAGCGACUGGUUUGUUCCCACCUGGAAGUUCUUUGGACCAACAAGGCAGCGUACUGUGGUUAAAAACGUUGGACAGCAGAGAGAUUUAUAAUCAAGUCAUCAGUCAUCUUCCUGAUCUGGAGCUGCUGACCAGUGACAGCUUUAAGAAUAAACUGGCCCGUCAUCGCUGGCUGGUCAGUUUUACUUUUGGAGACACAAGCCACGCCUCCAACGAGUACAAGAAGCUGAAAGCUGCUCUCCGAAACGACCACAUACAGGUGGGCAGAGUGGAUUGUAUCUCUGACUCUGAGUUGUGUGAGUCUCUGUACAUCCAUAAACCCUGCGUGGCCGUCUUUAAAGGACUGGGAAUCAACGACUUUGAGAUCCACCAUGGUAAAGAUGUGCUGUACAACAUCAUUGGUUUUGCGAGAGACAGCGUCCGUGCUCAUGUGACGACUCUGAGACCUGAUAACUUCCCCUCAGACAGGAAGGAGCCUUGGCUCGUUGACUUCUUCGCUCCAUGGUGUCCUCCAUGUCGGGCCUUACUUCCUGAACUGAGGAAAGCUUCCAUCCAGCUUGCUGGACAGAUGAAGUUUGGCACCCUGGACUGCACUAUCCAUCACAACCUCUGCUCCAUGUAUAAUAUUCAGAGUUAUCCCACCACGGUGAUCUUUAAUGGUUCCUUUGUUCACGAGUAUGAAGGACAACACUCGGCUGACGGCAUCCUGGAGUUCAUUCAGGAUCUGGUGAAUCCGUCUGUGGUGGUUCUGGAUCCUUCCAGCUUUGCAGAGAAAGUAAAAGGUCGAUCUGAAGGGGAGGUGUGGGCGGUGGAUUUCUUUGCUCCGUGGUGCGGUCCAUGUCAGGCUCUGAAGCCGGAGUGGAGACGCAUGGCUCGGAUGCUGUCGGGUCAGAUCCAGGUUGGUUCUGUCGACUGUCAGAUGUUUCAGUCGUUCUGUCAGAGUCAGAACGUGAGGGCGUACCCAGAAAUCCGAGUGUAUCCCGAUAACUACCGGCAGCCAGACCGCUACAUGAGUUAUAACGGCUGGCACAGAGACGCCCACACGCUGCGAUCAUGGGCUCUGAGCGCUUUACCACGGGCGUCAGUAGAUUUGACUCCAGACACCUUCAGGACUUUGUUUCUGGCCAGUAAAGAUCACUGGGUCCUGGAUUUUUAUGCUCCGUGGUGUGGACCGUGCCAACACUUUGCCCCAGAGUUUGAGGUCUUAGCUCGGAUCCUUAAAGGCGAGGCUCGAGCGGGGAAGAUCGACUGCCAGGCUCACUAUCAGCUCUGUCAGUCAGCAGGAAUCACCUCCUACCCCACCAUCAGAUUCUCCCCAUACAUGGGAGCAACCAGGCACAAACAGAGCGGUGAUCACAUCAACAGUCGGGACGCUACCAUGAUAGCGAGCAUUGUCAGAGAGAGGCUACAGCAGCUGUCACCACGGUUACAAAACAAACCAAAGGAUGAGCUCUAAUGACGUUGGGGUCGAUAACUGUAAUCUGAUUGGUCAGAGAGGGCCAGAAGUGAAAGGGAUUGGUCCGGCUUGAUGAUCAAUCAACACUCCUUUUUCUGAACGCACAGCUGUGACGGGGACAGACUGUACACUGACUGUUACUGUGCUGUGAUGAUUGUACGCCAACUUUCAGCCUUUAUUUUUAUCUGUUUUUAUGUUUGUCUCCAUUGUUUGUAUUUACUCUAUGAAGUAAAACUGUGGGACACUGCACACAAACACUCUCACAACAUGUUUAUAGCUCACAUUAACGACAUUUUAGGCAUUCAGAUACCAAGUGGUAGUCCUUCAUGCUUUAUGUGGACGCACCUCAAUAUAAAUGGUUUGAUAUCUGGGGCGGAGAUGGCCUGGUGGUUUGGUCCUGCCCCGUUUAUGCAGCCUGGGUUCAGGUCUGGCCUGUGGCCUCUCCCUGCAUGUCUCUUCACCACUCUCUUAUAGCUCAGACUGCAUACAGAGGUGGUCUGGGAUGUCCUUAUCUGGAUUGAAUUUGUUGUCCAGAGACGCAUGCAUCAAGAGUCGCCUAUGUCAGCUGACCUGAUCUGCUGUAUUCAGCGACAAAAUCAAAAGCAUGGCUUUGUUUAUGUCUGCCCAGCCUCAUUCAGUGUGAUGGGAUAUACGGCUCUUUUUAGAGAUCUGGUUUUUAUCUCUGCUCAGUAAUGAGAGCUGGUCUUCCUCCUCAAAAACGGCUCUUCAUUUGGUACCUUACUGGUUUUUAUAUUAACCUUGCAAAGCAGAUGGAUACGCCCAUUUCCUUGUUUUUCACUGGCGAAUCCAUCUUGCAAAGCUCCCAUCUGAACCAU